ACUGGGCAUUGCUGAGUGGAGGAGGCAACAACUCCGGCGCUUGCUGCUCGCGACUUGGUCCGCUGCGCUAUGAAUUCCGGAGAGCGGCGGCAUUGAUCCGUUUCCAUUCAAAGCUCACUUCUGGUCGCAGCUGCACGGAGCCUGCUAUGGGAUACGCGACGACGAAAACGAGGACUACCUAACCGCUCGGCGACGUUCUGUGUUCGUGCCCCCCCCUCCUUGCUCCAAGAGUGUCUUCGGUUAUUUUGUUUGUUUGUUUUCUGUUUCCCCCGAACAAAACCGAAGAUGGUGCGGCCAAAGUGCUACCACCACCACCUCCGUCGCUGCCAAUGCCAUCCGGUCUUCGGUAGUGUUGUUGUUCUUGUUGUCGCUGUGAUGUUCGCGAACUUGGUCUCGGCGGAUCAAGACGGCGAACCUGGAUGCUCGGGUGUCAAGUACGCUUUCCAAGGCAAGGGAUUCGAAGACGACGUUCCGCCGCGGGCGAUCUCAGGUGACCACCUUCAGAUCUGCGAGAGGUCCCUGACGUGCUGCACGCAGGAGAUGGAGCACCGGCUGAGCGCCCAGAGCAGGGAGGAGUUCGACCGAGUCCUGCACGACGAGAUCGGCAAGGUGCGCACCAAGUUCGCCACGCGCAUGCAGAGGUUCGACGAGUUUUUCCGGGAGCUGCUGAAGACGUCCAAGAAGGAUUUCCACGGCAUGUUCCUGCGCACGUACGGCAUGCAGUACGACACCAACUCCUACAUCUUUCACGACAUGUUCGAGAACCUCGAGAAGUACUACCUGACGGGAGGUGUUGACUUGGUGGACGCGCUGGACGGCUUUUUCCUCGAGCUCUACAGGAAGAUGUUUCAGGUGAUGAACGCCCAGUACACGCUGAGCGAGAAGUACCUGCAGUGCAUCAGCGAGUACAGGGACGAGCUGAAGCCCUUCGGAGACGUGCCGCAGAAGCUGACACUGGAGGUGAAGCGGUCCUUCGUGGCCACGCGCACUUUCGUCCAGGCACUCGGGGUCGGCAGGGACGUCAUACAGAGCGUCAUGGACGUCGGACCCACGGCGAACUGCAGUCAUGCGCUCAUGAAGAUGAGCUACUGCCCCCACUGCCACGGACUUCCGGACUUGAAGCCGUGUUCGUCUUACUGCCACAGCGUCAUGCAAGGCUGCCUGGUGCACCACAUGGAACUGGACACAGAGUGGGGUCACUUCAUCGAUGCCCUGCUAAACCUGGCCAAUCGCCUGGAAAGUUCCUUCAACAUCGAGUCGGUGGUUAAUCCGAUAGGGGUCAAGAUCUCGGAAGCUAUCAUGGACUUUCAAGAAAACCAUGUCGCCAUUCUGCAAACGCUGUACGACAAGUGCGGCAAGCUGCGGCUGGCACGGCGUGCCAGCGGGGGUCACCAGGAGCUCCAGUUCGAGACGCUCAAGUUCGGCGGAGCGCAGCAGGGCGCCAUGCGCCCCACGACGGCGGCCGGGACCAGCAUGGACCGCCUGGUCCAGGGGAUCCGGAAGCAGAUCCGCACCACCAGGGGCAUGUGGGCACAGUUGCCCGACCGGCUGUGCCGCCCACCGACGCCCCAGGGGUCCCCGCCUCUCGAAGAUUGCUGGGACGGCCUUCACAGAGCCAGGUCUGAGAACAACCAGACUGGAAGCGGGCCAACUAGGACGAAGGGUCAUAGGAACAAAGAUGGCGCAGAGCGGUCCAGUAGCAACGUGGUGAUCAACCAGCUCAUCCUCACCCUCAAGAUUAUCACCAACAAGCUCACCCUGGCCUACAGUGGGCACGACGUCCAAUGGCAGGACUCCGCCGACUUGGAUGACAUGGGGAGCGGCAGCGGAAGCGGUAGCGGGGAUGACGACUUCGAACCGGGCCGAUCAACGACCGCGUCGGACAUCUUCUUCAGCGUCUCGGUGCCAACCUCUCCGCCGGCUCCAAAGAAGCCCAAGACGCAAAUCACAGCAGCCUCUCCUUCGUCUUCAUCUUGCCUACGAUGCGCGUCGUUUGUCGUUCUCGUCGCACCAGCGUUGCUGAAGAUGGUGUUCUCCUCCGUCUGAUGAACAACCUCUGCUGCUUGCAGAACGCGGAAGCAUUCGUCUACUAGUGCCUGUGCUCGAUAUCUGCUGUUUGCGUUUGUGAGCUGUGUUGCCCCUGCACUCUCUUCACCAUCCGUUGGGAACGUCGGUACCGCCAGAGGCAGACAGACCAGAUUAUGAACGCUUAAGAAGACGCCGGAGUGGUUAGUUCAGUGCUGUCCGCAUCGAAUGUCACAAACAGCCGCUGUUAAGGACACGACUUUUCUGCUGCGCAUUACGGGCAGCACACCUGACUUCUGUGCAAACUUUGGGAAGUGGCGGCAAUCAACAUGUCGCAUUGUGGACGAAGUGGCUGCUAAUAGACGACUAUUUUCUUUAGGACGUGUUGUGCUCGUGCUCAAGUCUGGCUCGGUCAGACUGUGCAAACAAUCUGACACGCAUCGGCUGUUUGGAAGGCGGCAGCUGCGACGACUUUGAAGUGACCUCUUGAAAAGGGGAUUCAGAGUAUGUGGUGAUGAAUGUUCAAAAGGCCUUUUUACACUUGGAAAAAAAAUGUGUGUUGUGAAGACAAGGGGAUUUCUGGGGCUUUUGAGUUUUUGUUGCAGCUAAACGCUUCAGUUGCUUGGCGAGCGACCCCUUUCAUUAAGUGCCGAUGUGUCUGGCAGAGCCAAAACAGUUGUCUGGGAUAAGCAAUCUUUUCUGCUUCGCAGUCUAAAGAUUUGGAGCUAAAGUGUUUUUUUUUUUUUUAUUUUUUUUUUUUGUGGUAUGUACAUACCACACAUUGCAUGUGUUAUGUGGUGAGUCAGAUUGCUUUGGUGCCUCAUCAUUGUCCACAUUCAGUGGGUCUGUUUCAGUGUCAUCAUUAGAGACCAGAUGUUUAGACACUAAAGAGUUUGUGUUUAGGCACCGAAACUAGCUCGUAAAUUUUCUGUGACAAGCAUGAUUAGGCACAAUCGAUGGCAGUUUUUUGGGACUGAACAGCAGUACAGGAACUUCAAUUUACACUUCUGAUGUCUAUUCCUUCUGCUCUUGUGUGGACAGUUAGUGCCCAGCUUACCGUAAAAUCCCGAGAGAUGCCCCACCCCGAAAAAAAAGGCCCACCCCUAUUUUUGGCUUGAUUUUCUAUAUUUUUUUAAACACCAAAAGAUAGCCCGCUUCUAGUAAUAGUAGUGUUGGGAUCAAUGAUGGCCUCGGCUUAAAUGUGGCUAGCUCGCUACGGCGGGAUAUAAGCAGACGUUGCUGACUGGGAACAGUCAUCUUUGCUUCGUUGCUCCUUGCCACCAUAACAAACUUGGAAGGGACACGACCUAAAAAGAGCAAUCUUUUAAAACAUGCUUGUACAUUGAAAGGUAGCCCGCUCCAUAUUUUCAGCCAGUUUGCUCUUGAUGUUAGGUGGGCUGUCUCUCGGAAUUUUACGGUAGGCCCAUCGAGAAUAGUACAACUUUUCCAUGCCUAAACAUUCGGGCUCUAGUCAUCAUGCACUAAUCGCCAAUCAUAUGUGUUCCAUUGGUCCUUGAAUUAUGGAGAUAGCAAUUGCAAUUGUGGUAUAAUCCAACUAUACAAGAACUCACAAUUCGAACAAACAUUUCUUUUUAUAAUAUCCUAUUUUAUGAUUUUUUACUUUUAUCUUCUCACUUUUUGGUGAGGCUUUCAUCAUUUAGUUUGCUGUCAGUCUUUAAACACAGCCUUUUUGAUAAUAACUUCAUUCAGAAUAUCAGGAUGUUCCUGUGAGCUUUAGAAGAUAGAGAAAGAGGUAUAUCCUUCACAUUAUACGUGACUCUGUUCUAACCUGACGUGUUUGAAGACUUCAUGCCCAAGUUAAAGCAGUUAUUAGAGAACAAGCUGUUGCUGCAGUCUUGCAUUUUUUUCAGUUAAAAUUCAAUUAUCAGGGAGUACAAGCCAUAAAAUUAAACUAGAAAUUGCAGCUGGGAACAGACAGUCACGGCUUUUGGGAUGGAUUUCUUUAAGCUUGAUGCAUGCACACAAUAUGCUAACUUCCAGUAUAUAUUAUUUCACCGAGGUUUAUUUUAUCAGAACCUGGUUUACUAUCAAAUUUUGUCAAGCAUAAUUUUACUGUCCUUGAUGGUGAUGCUUUGUUAAUGUGCAUUGUAACUAAAAUAAUAAUCUAGCAAGAUUUGUUGAGAGGCUGGCUGUCAUUUCAGAGAUUUCUAGAUCAAUGGAAUACUUGUCCCACAUUUGUAAGUGCAGCAUCAGUUACCGAUACCUAGGCACGUUUUAUAUAUAGUAAAAGGUCACUGGACAUUUUGAACCCUUUUUCAUUUGAGCGGCUUCAUUGAAAAUGAUUAAAUGUUGCGUUUGGUGACAUGUUUGCUGCUGGUUCAUUUCAGGCAUUGAUAAUUGUAGUACAUAUAUAGCUCCUUUCUCUUAUGUAAAAAAUAGAAGUUUGAAGGUCAACAUCUAGUGUCGUGGAAGUACACAUGAUAAUAUACUAGUUGAGGUGAUUGCAGCGACAAGUAUAGUUUGCGCGUACCCUUUUGAAUGAUGCUGGAUUGUCUAGAAAUUAUAUCAUUUGGUUAUGCUCUUUGAUAUAUUAUGACAAAACUCAGCAAUUACAAUUUAUAUUUAUGGAUAUGACAGUGACAUUUGCUUCUUAGGAUGACUUUCUGAAUUUUUUUUUUUCUAAUAUGAUGCUUUAGGGUUUAUACUAUGUUUGCCUUGACUCUUUCAAAGUUGUGGACUGUUUUGAUAUUGUGGUGUUGUACAUUAUGUUCAAGUGCUAUGUGCAGCUGAUGUGGUACAGCCUGAAUAACAUUUUUGUCAUUUUUAUUAUUUAUUCUUAGGCCAAGACAGCACUUCAUUAUGGCUGUCACAAUGUAUCUAGGAACUAUGAAUUUCUUAAAAGUACCUUUUGCGAAUUGCUGGUUUUUGUGGAGAAAUGUUGGUAGCACCAAGUCAGCAAUUGUUUUCUUUCUGCAAGCUCAAAGUCAUUCUGCCACAUUGUGUUGCAGUGUGAACUGUGCAUUCUGCUGAUUUUGUUGCCCUGUAUGCUUUGCAUAUAGACAGAUGUCUUUACCUGCCUAACCAUUUAUGGAUUGAACAGUGACUUUUAUGAGUAUAUCAACCUCAUUCAUAGGCACUGUACAAUGCAGGCAAGCAGCGUCAUAAACUUCUGUUAUCCUGAAUGGUUGUGCAAUGUGUAAGUUGGUGUCAUGCAGCAAUGUUGCAGCUCUGUGAACUGUCACAAUAGUGAUUCCACACAUUUAGGAUUUCAACAUUGUACAAGUAGAUCCAACAAGGAUACACUCACAACAUUGUGCCACAUGUGUGCUAGAGAUAUUUUUUCUCGUUGAAAUAAUAGGCAAUGUGGACAAUGCAUUUGUUCUCUUUCUGUUGCAGAGCUGAGCAGUUAAAACAACACUAAAUAUGUCUGUCAUUUUUAAAUAUAGGCGAAUCAGAAAGGUCAUUGUGAAUUUUCUUUGUGAAUGUGACUUUUGUCUCAUUGCGGCAAAACCCAUAUCAUAUGGGGUAUUGAGUUGCCGAAAUUGGUGGCCUCACAAUAACAGCUUUAAAGGUUUUUUGUUGAUAUGUUUCUAUGUGGUAAUGCCUCUUAUACUCUUUUAACAUUAUUAUGCAGGAGUUAGACUACCGUAGAAUACCGUGCAUCCGCCCAUUCCACACUAAGCGCCCAUUCCGAAAUUUGUAAGACCUGAGAAAAUAUGCACAGUACGUUGGUAUGUAAAAUUGAUGACCGGACAAGCGCCCAUCCCCCAUUUUUUCACGAUUAUCUCUAAAUUUUGAGUGGGUGCUUGCUCGGUAUUUUACAAUAGGCAUUUUUUUUUUCUCUGGUGCAAAGAAAAGAACAAAAGAACUUCUUGUAUCCUUAGAAAGCAUUUACUUGGCGAGAAUCUGCUGAAGCAGUUUGCAGUUCUGCACGUCUUACGUUUUAUUCUAAAGAACUAUUCUCUUUUUUAAAUUGUGAUUGAGUGUUAUCGAGAUCUGCUUGUAAUCGGGUGUAGGUCACUAAUUCAAGACAGACGACGAGUGUCAUGGGAGAAGGGUCAGGGGCAGUCUUUGCAAGAUGUGAAUAUCUACGAGGUAUACGUCAAAGAAAUUUGGGCUGCCACUCGUAACAGCAUAGAUACCUCUGCAACUCUUGAGCGUCUGUUUCACGGAUAAAAUAUUUUUGUAUGCCCAAUACAGAGGAAGUGCCAUCGUGAAAGGUUGCCCUGAGGAAGGGAUUCCGGAACUUUUCGAAAUGCCGUGUGAUGUCACUGUCGCAUGCUGUUCAAACAAGCGCACAGAGGCUUGGUAAAUGUUUUCAACCUGUGUUAUAACUUAAGUGCCAAACAUGACCUGGCUGUGCAUUGCUGUUUAAACAUUGCUGCGUGUAUUAUGUGCUGUGCAUGUUCAUUUCUGUGCGUGUGUACAUAUGAUGCAUGAAAGUUGACGAUUUUGUUUUUAUGCGUUCUUGGUGCACUUUUGCCAUGUAAGCAUCGAGGUUUUGUUAGCAGUUAGCUCACUUAAUUUGUGGGCAAAUGCUCCAUUCACGAACAUGUGCCAGGCUGACGUAGGCAUCUCUGUAAUAGCACAUAUUCAUGCGAGCCUAAAAAGUAAAAAUGGAAGAUGUUAGAAAAUAUGGCAAAUCAUUUUUUAAAACAUUUUGAACAUAACUUCUUUGUUGGAUAUGUCCGUAAUGCUGUUUUCUAAUGCUGCAUCACGACAUAAUCGAUCCAGUCAAUUGAAAACUUUAUCCCCUCAAAGGCUGUUCAAGUCCGUGGCAAACACUGAUAUAAUGUCGAGCACAUUGCUUUUUUCUAAAUAUUUGUUACUUCUACGCAACAGUAAUAAUUAAUCUGCUAUUUCAACAUUGCACAAAGAACAUACUAAUUUAAAGGCAAAUAAAAUAGGAAAUUUAGAUGCUUCGUUUUUCCCUCGCGUUCAUCACCAAUUAUAACACAUUGAUUAUUUUGCUCUACAAAUCAACUUUUUUUUUUCCUUGAUGGUUGCAUACCGAAUUAGAAUUAUCGUACAAUUGCGAACAGCUUUUGUUUGUCUCUAAAACUGGUCACAAGGACAGUCUGCAUGCAGACACUGUCUGAGGAAUGUUUCUUCCUUGUAGGAUGGUCCUGUACAAAGACUGUCUGCAUGCUAAGGCUUUCAUGCUGCGAGCACGAUCGAGUUAUUUUAAUGACCAUUCGAAUAUUGUAAGAAAACCCCAGCAUUCAGUGCAUAGAAAAAGAAAUUCACUCUGCUUGGAUACUUGGGUUGUCUUGUUGUCCUCGACAUCACCGUUUUCGUUUUAAUUGUGGCGAAUGCAGAGUUGAAAAUAAAGCUUUUAUUAUGUAA
Ixodes scapularis (black-legged tick) is the source of this 7332-nucleotide messenger RNA. RefSeq names its product glypican-6 (gene dlp). Bases 286 to 2046 code for a protein of 586 amino acids. Lineage: Eukaryota; Metazoa; Arthropoda; Arachnida; Ixodida; Ixodidae. Gene Ontology annotation, cellular component: cell surface; extracellular region; plasma membrane. The record is from RefSeq and is a predicted model, not a curated record. The transcript has 9 exons. Gene Ontology annotation, biological process: regulation of signal transduction; cell migration; regulation of protein localization to membrane.